UUUCAUUUUCAGGCUGUGCCUAGAGAAGCUGCCCUUGGUCGCUGGGAGCUGUUGAGCCUGGCCUCCUCUCCCUGUCAUUUUCUGGGAACAACUUGUGGUCGAGAAGGUGGAGGCAGGAGCUCUGGGGUGGCCUAUGCCCAGCCUGUCCACUAGAGGUGUCUUCAAAACCAGCCUCUGAAUGCCCCACUCCAGCCUGCAUCCGUCCAUCCCACGACACAGGGGUCAUGGGAUCCAGAAGGCAGCCUUCAUCCUGCUGAGUGCCUGUCUAGUGGCCGUUUGGGGGCUAGGGGAGCCACCAGACCAUACUCUCCAGUGGCUGGUGUCUCAACUAGCCUCCCUGCAGCUGGGGCUGCUGCUAAAGGGGAUCUGCAGUCUGGCUGAGGAGCUGUGUCACAUUCACUCCAGGUACCAGGGAAGCUACUGGAGGGCUGUGCGGGCCUGCAUGGGCUGCCCCAUCCGCCAUGGAGCCCUGCUGCUGCUGUCCUGCUAUUUCUUCUUCUCCCUUCCAAACAUGGCUGACCUGCCUCUCUCAUGGAUGCUUGCCCUCCUGGGCCUCUUGCAGGCAGUGAACAUCCUCCUGAGCCUCCAGGGCCUGACCCCAGCUGAGGUCUCUGCAAUCUGUGAAAAAAGGAACUUCAAUGUGGCCCAUGGGCUGGCAUGGUCAUAUUAUAUCGGGUACCUUCGGCUGAUCCUGCCAGGGCUCCAGGACAGAAUCAGAAUUUAUAAUCUGCAACACAACAACAUGCUACGGGGUGCAGGGAGCCAGCGGCUGCACAUCCUCUUCCCAUUGGACUGCGGGGUGCCUGACGACCUGAGGGUGGCCGAUCCCAACAUUCGCUUCGUGCAGAAGCUACCCCAGGAGACCGCUGACCGUGCUGGCAUCAAGGGCCGCAUUUACACCAACAGUGUCUACGAGCUCCUGGAGCAUGGACAGCCGGCAGGUAUCUGUGUCCUGGAGUAUGCCACUCCCUUGCAGACCCUGUUUGCCAUGUCACAGGAUGGCCGAGCUGGCUUUAGCCGGGAAGAUCGGGUUGAGCAGGCCAAACUCUUCUGCCGGACGCUUGAGGACAUCCUGGCAGAUGCCCCCGAAUGUCAGAACAACUGCCGCUUCAUUGUCUACCAGGAGUCUGCAGAGGGAAGCAGCUUCUUGCUGUCCCAGGAAAUUCUCUGGCACCUGCGGCAGGAGGAAAAGGAGGAGUUUACUGUGGGCAGUGUGGGGACCUCAGUGGUACCCGGUCCCUCUUCCCCAAGUACCUCCUCACUGUCCCAAGAGCCCAAGCUCCUCAUUAGUGGCCUAGAACAACCUCUGCCACUCCGCUCGGAUGUCUUCUGAGACCCAGAGUCACCUUGCCUGAGCCUCAAGUGAUUCCCAAGAUUCUGAAUUCAGACUCUCUUCAGCAGUUGAAGGUCCAGCAGAGCCAUUUCCUCCUACAGGGGACCAUGCAGAGAAGAACUCUGGACUUAACAUCCAAAGGUGGGUCCUGUGACUUUGGGCAAGUCUUUUCAUCUCUCUGAGCCUCAGUGUCAUCAUCUAUGAAAUGGAAUUGUGAUUAUUACCCUUCCUACCUCACAAGGUUGUUGUGAGGGCUAUGAGUAUAUAGAAGUUUUCUGUAAACUCUAAAUACUAGGUAAACUUAAGAGAUGUGGCAGGUGUCUUCCAUUUGACCCUCCAAAUUUACUCUUUGCCUUUCUCCAAGUCCUCUGGCCCAGAAUGCUGACCUGUCUGGAUGGCAUCACUGGGCUCCCUUGCACUCUGGCUUCUGGUCAUGUUCAGUCAGUGGGGAGCCCCAGCAGCAGAAUAGGUAGGAGGGGGACAGUGAAGUUGGGGGACUUACUCAGGGUCCCUCCCUGCAGUAUCAAGGUCCCUGUUGGCUCUCUGCAUUCUGGACCUAAAGUCAUAGCUCCUAUAGGGUGACCAUCUCUAUAAUCCUGUCUACAUCCAGGUUCCAGUAACUGCUUCCUCUUCUUGCCCUUUCAGGCCUAGGGGUGGUGUCAUGGAUUGAAUUAUGUCCCCCAAAAUACAUAUCAACUUGGUUAGGCCAUGAUUCUCAGUAUUGUGUGGUUGUCCUCCAUUUUGUGAUUGUAAUUUUAUGUUAAAGAGGAUUAGAGUGAGAUUGUAACUCCCAUACAGGUCACUUUCCUGAUCCAACGUAUGGGAGUUUCCCUAGGGUGUGGCCUGCACCACCUUUUGUCUUACAAGAGAUAAAAGGAAAGGGAAGUGAGGGAGGGGGGACGGGGGGCCUCGUACCACCAAGAAAGCAGUGCUGGGAGCAGAGGGCAUCCUUUGUUCCUGGGGUCCCUGCACAGAGAAGCUCCUAGUCCAGGGGAAGAUUGAUGAGCAGGCUGACAGAGAAAGACUUCCUCUGGAGCUGACAU
Messenger RNA from Loxodonta africana (African savanna elephant), 2376 nucleotides. It is a transcript of the gene STING1, whose product is annotated as stimulator of interferon response cGAMP interactor 1. Gene Ontology annotation, molecular function: 2',3'-cyclic GMP-AMP binding; cyclic-di-GMP binding. Gene Ontology annotation, cellular component: autophagosome; endoplasmic reticulum membrane. The transcript is spliced from 8 exons. The coding region runs from base 179 to 1333 and encodes 384 amino acids. Lineage: Eukaryota; Metazoa; Chordata; Mammalia; Proboscidea; Elephantidae. Gene Ontology annotation, biological process: defense response to virus; activation of innate immune response; positive regulation of type I interferon production. The record is from RefSeq and is a predicted model, not a curated record.